Molecule: messenger RNA, 3957 nt
Organism: Drosophila hydei
Lineage: Eukaryota; Metazoa; Arthropoda; Insecta; Diptera; Drosophilidae
Gene: snama
Product: E3 ubiquitin ligase PARAQUAT TOLERANCE 3
Exons: 11
Coding region: 101-3874 (1257 amino acids)
Biological process (GO): ubiquitin-dependent protein catabolic process; protein ubiquitination; mRNA processing
Cellular component (GO): nucleus
Molecular function (GO): ubiquitin protein ligase activity; zinc ion binding
Source: RefSeq, a predicted model, not a curated record
CAAAAUGAUAAUUUAAUUUUAUCUUAUCACUUAAUUUAAAAGAAACUAAAAGCUUGUUGUCGAAUACUAUUGACUUGUGAGUGAAUAAAUAAUUGUUAAAAUGUCGGUACAUUAUAAAUUUAAAAGUACCCUUAACUUUGAUACAAUAACGUUUGAUGGACUUCACAUUUCGGUUGCUGAUUUGAAACGAGAAAUCAUAUUGCAGAAAAGACUCGGUAAAAUUAUCGAUUUUGAUCUGCAAAUUACCAACGCCCAAACUAAAGAAGAAUACAAGGAUGACAAUUUUUUAAUACCAAAAAAUACUACGCUAAUUAUUGCGCGAAUACCGAUAGCCCAUCCCGUUAAAAAAGGUUGGGACCCGCCACCUGACAAUGCUAUUCCAAAUGUGUCCUCAAACAAACCAGAUAACCUAAAUAUGGAUCUAUUUAAGAUGCAAGGAAGCGAAGAAGAGAAAAUACAAGCAAUGAUGAUGCAAAGUACAGCAGAUUAUGAUCCUAAAACGUAUCACAGAAUUAAGGGACAAUCUCAAAUUGGCGAAGUUCCAGCCUCAUAUCGAUGCAAUAAAUGUAAAAGGGGUGGACACUGGAUUAAAAACUGUUCGUUUGCAUCUGGAAAAGAGCAAUUUGAGGUCAAGAGAAAUACAGGAAUUCCACGAUCAUUUAGAGGCAAGCCAGAAAUCACAACAGAACAGGAAACAUCAAACUUUAUAGUAGCUAACGAGAAAGAGCAAGAGAUUCCAGAAGAUUUAAUUUGUGGCAUUUGUCGCAAUAUUUUUGUUGAUGCCGUAAUGAUACCAUGUUGUGGAAGUUCCUUUUGCGACGAUUGCGUGAGAAACUCAUUGCUGGAAUCAGAAGAUAGUGAAUGUCCGGACUGUAAGGAAAAAAACUGUUCACCAGGAUCAUUGAUUCCAAAUCGUUUCUUAAGAAAUUCCGUCAAUGUUUAUAAAAAUGAAUCUGGGAAUAAACUUGCCGCAUUUAAGCCUGUCACUAAACCAACUGCGGCUAGUGAGAAAAAGGAAAACGUUACUCUGGAAGCAGAUGACCCCAAUAACGCAGAGCAAGCGGAACAGAGUAACGUACCUGCGGCUAAUAAUUCAGAUGAACCAAAUGCUAGCAAAGCUGUUAUCAGCAAUCCGGAGCCUAUUAAAAAAGAAAAGGAUAAAUCUGACUCAGACUACGAGGAUAAUAUAACAAUAAAAAUGCCACAAAAGGAAGUUGAUAACAAUUUCGUCAGUGCUGAGACCAAUAAAGAGCAGAUUCAACCUUCGUACCAACAAAUACCAGCUAGCAGCAAUGCAAUUCAGCGUCGGGAAGGCAACUAUGAAUAUAAGUCGGAUAUUGAAAUAAAGCAAGCUCCAUAUGUUAAAAAUGAUAACAUUAAGCCUCAAAAUGAACGAAGUCUUUUACCAACUCCGAUUGGAACUCAUCAUAAAUAUCCGAACAUGAACAUAAAUGAUCAACGGGAUAAACCUGUAGUUAAUACAGAUCAAGGUCAUCGCAUGGGCCAUUAUAAGCCUCCAUACAUUCAAAUGCCCCGAUGUCCUACUAUCAUACAUAUGUCUCCAUACAAUAAUGGCUAUAAUAACAUGCAACAUAGGCCACCAAUGAGCUUUCCACAUUAUCAAAACCAACCUGUGCAUCCAAUGAAUACAUCAUAUAUUGCGCCGGGGAACAUCAAUAUCAAUCCCACGCAAACAUUUCAAUCAUCUAAUUUGGCCUCAAUUUAUCAAGGAGUAGCGGCCAAAGUUGGCACGGGACUUAUUGACGAUCCACUCGAAGCUUUUAACCGAAUAAUGAAGGAAAAAGAAAAGCUAAAAGUAGAUCGCCGGCGAAGUCCAGGCCAUCACAGAUCUCGAUCGCCUGGAAGACUGCGACAUCGCUUCAAAUCACCAGCGUAUGAUCGCGGCUCGUCGCGAGAGAUGAUCAGCAAUGAGAAGCGGGCACGUUCGCGGGAGAGGAAGCGUGAAUACAGCUAUGAAAGACGACCAGGCCGCGUGACACGUCAUUCAAGCAACGGAUCAAAUUCACCAAGCGACAAGAAGAAGAGAUAUGUGCAUCGUCGUUCGCCCUCGCCAAAGCCCGGAUAUAAGCCGCGGACUCGAGAAAAAUCGUUGAAUAAACAGUACCCCAUAAAGACGGAUACAGUUGAGCCGCCGCCUCCAGGCUUCGAAUCACUACAAAUAGAGAGUUUAAAUGAUAAUGAAAUAAACAUAAAUAAUAAGAAAGAAGAACCAGAUGUCGAUAGAAAUCUUAAUGACCAGAAUACUUCUCUGAAAAGGCAGAGGCAUUAUAGUAAGAGUGUAGAUAUUAAGGCAGUUGAGAACUGUUCCAGAAGCUUAACGCCACCGACCAAGUCAAAGGCUCCGAAGAUAGCUAGAACUGAGUGUGCAGAGACAUACGAGGACUCACCAAAAACUCCCGAUCGAAAAGAACAACAAAAUGUAAAGAGAAUUGAGAAGCGCCCGAGUACCCAAAUGUUGAGUCCAGAGAAUGGCAAAGAGACCGUCAAGUUACUGGAGAAUGUGGAACCUAAGAACGAUAUGGGGAAGGAAAACAAUCUUAAGCUCAAUCUUCAGCUAAAAGACCGAAAAAAGAAGAAAAAAGAUAAGUCAGAGCGGAAGAAAAACAAAAAAGAGAAACGCGACAAGAAGGAUAAGAGCAAGAAGAGUCGCUCGGAAAGCAUAGAACCGACGCCAGAGAAGAGCUCUGACGUCAAUGCAAGUUUAAUGGACGUGUGCGAUGAGAGCAUUGAAAGCUAUUCAAAUAAUCAUACUCAGAAGCUAUCCAAUUGUAUUGAUCCCAAUGCAUUGAAUAAAAAGGAAACUGUUUUGAGCAUGGAGUCCUUGGAUCACGAUUUAAAUAGAGAAAAUAUAUCAAAUAAAAUAGGUGAGCCCAAUGAUGUCCAAAUAUCGAAAUGGGAAAUGGACGACACUAACUUAGGCAGCAGCCUAAUGGAUCCUUGUAAAAAGAAUACCGCAAAUAAAAUGCAGGAACAUUCAGAAAUAACAUCCGAUGUCAUUCGCAAGGCGGAAAAUGCCAUUUUCGCUAAGGCUAUCAACGCUAUUAGGCCAGUUGAGUUUAAAGUGGUUAUAGACUCUAAGCAUAGCAGUAAGGAACCUUCGGUUUCCAUAAAAAGUAAUCAGAAAGAUCGCUCGCAUUCCCCUAAAUCGACUAGUAAAUCGGUUAAGGAACGUUUAGGAAACAAAGUUGUCAAUGAACGACAUUAUUCAUCGGAACGAUCGAAGAAUAGUCGACGGGAGAGUUCGGUGAAAAAUGUCAGUGAUGAUCGACACAAAUACAGUUCGUCGAGCUAUAAUUCUAGGAAAAAAGAAAAGGAUUCCAAAGAGCGAACAACAGCGACGGAGAGAAGAUUCGAGGAGCACCGAAAUCGGGAUCGAUCGAAUGAUCGGGAAAUACAUGUAAAUACAACCCAGAAGGAUUCCCAUUUCAAGGACUCUCACAAACACAGAACCCAAUUCAAGGACAAACCAUCGGCAAAGGAUAGUCGAAGUGAUCGACAAAAGAAAUAUGAAUCGGAUCGUAGCUCUCGUAAAAGUCCCAAAUUAGGCGAAUUGCGAUUAGUUUCAUCGAUUGCUUCAAGACCUUGUCGACCGGACAACCCGUUUCGGAAGUUCGAUGAGAAUAUUUCGAGUAGCAAUAAGGUUCCAAAAUACGAUAGCCUAAUCAAGGGCGACGUGACGCCUCCCAAAUCUGAUCAGGCUGAAUACAAGAAGCGCAAGGAUAAGAAAGUCAAGAAACUGAAGAGCCUAAAGAAAUGUUCGUCAUCCGAAUCGGUAAGAAGUGAAAAGCAAAAAGAUGUAAAAAGCAAAAAAAAGAAUAAAAUCUUAAAGAAAAAGAAAAAGUCCCGGAAGUAAGUUUUUGAACAUAAAACCCCUUAAGUCAAAGCAAACAAAUAAAAACAAAAACAAAAAACAAAUAUAUAAUAUAUAUUUAACAU